Eublepharis macularius is the source of this 5179-nucleotide messenger RNA. It is a transcript of the gene FUNDC2, whose product is annotated as FUN14 domain containing 2. Bases 1 to 594 code for a protein of 197 amino acids. The transcript is spliced from 6 exons. NCBI's taxonomy places the organism in Eukaryota, Metazoa, Chordata, Lepidosauria, Squamata, Eublepharidae. Gene Ontology annotation, biological process: autophagy of mitochondrion. Gene Ontology annotation, cellular component: mitochondrial outer membrane. The record is from RefSeq and is a predicted model, not a curated record.
AUGGAGGAGGAGCCGCGCGUGCUCGAGGCUCAUUCGUGCACCUCCCUCAUCCGCCUGGAGCAAGAGGCCAAGCGCGAGCGUCGCGCGCGGGUGCAACAGAAGCAGCGCAAGAGCGACGCCAUGCCAGGAAAGAAAAUCAGUGAUGAGGUGCUGGACCUGGCCGAGUAUACGAAGAACCAGCCCUGGUGGCGCAAGCUGUGCGGGCCCAGCUCUGGAUCCAGCACGGAAAAGUACAACGUAGCAACCCAACUUGCUAUUGGAGGCGUCACAGGAUGGUGCACUGGCUUCAUCUUUCAGAAGGUUGGAAAACUGGCUGCAACUGCCGUGGGAGGCGGCUUCUUCCUGCUGCAGUUCAAUAAUAUCCCACCUUCCUCCACAAUUGCGAACCACACGGGAUACAUCAAAGUCGACUGGCAGAUGGUGGAGAGGGAUGUGAGCAAAGCCAAGGAGCAGCUGAAGUUUCACAGCAGCCCCACUAACCAGCUGGCACCGGAAGUUAAGAGCCAAGUGGAUGAGGUGAUCUCCUUUCUGAAAAAGAACGUUCUCCUGACUGGUGGGUUUGUAGGAGGGUUUCUGCUCGGCAUGGCCUCUUAGGAGACACCUGUAGUACCUGGAAGCUCCUGUGCUGCCGCCGUCUCCUGCUCAGUAUCUGCUGGAUUGCUCGAUCAGCUGACUUGGAACAUUGCCCCUCAUGACCAGUUUCUCUGCUUUGUAUGUGAAUCAUGGCCUCCAGAAAUGCUGCCUCUAACUCCUCCGCUCCUCCUGUUUUUAUUCAGUGUGCUGGAGAUUGGCUGAUAGGAGGUGGGCUUGGUCCAAAAGCUGACCAUUGCCAGGCUGAGAUCUGUCCCCCGCUUGAGAUCUCGGGUUCUGUAGAUUCCCCCUCCCCUAUUUAUUUAUUUUUUCAAGGGGAUGACCUAGACAAAGGGCCAUGCCAGUCCCAUUGCCAGGACAGGAGCUCCUCUCUCUCUUGUUUGCACCAUCUUGUCUGUUUCAUACUCCGCCUUGUGUAGCUGUGGUAUGGCCUGUGCUUCCAGCUGGCACCGCAUGCAGAGGCUGUGCCAGGACAUGUCCCGAAAUAACUGAUGCCUAGGAUUGGCUUGUUCUUCUCCAGGCAUGCGUUUUUUUCAAGCACUGACUUUGCUAGGACACUGUAUACAAAAACAUCCCUCUGGCAUCUCCUGGUCUGUUAUUUAUAUGCUUGAGCCACAGAACUGGAACUUUCUCUGGAAACUCCACCAGCUACGUGAGAUGCUUUGCCUCCUUCCUCUUCUGAGGAUGUCUAAAAAGACUUCAAAGUUUCAUUGUUCCAAGGAAAUGUCUCUUGCACACUUAACCACCUCCGCCCUGUACUAUGAACGGUUCAAGCUAGACUUGACUUUGAGUGGCUGGAACUGGCAAGCUCUUUGAGAGAGUCUGGGUUCUCUUGCUCGGCAGUGGCUGUUGCAGCAAUGGGGAAUGGAGGUGUGUGCUUUUCUGCUGGGGCCUCCUGUUGUAUGGAGCUCCAGGAGCCUGGGAGGGGUGUUGAGAGGGAGUUGUACAGGUUCUGUUGUGGCUUUAGAUGACAAUGUAUUGGGGGAGGAGGGAAGAGGCGUAAAUCUUGUUCAAAACUGAAGUCAAAAGAGCGAUCUCUGGGCUACACGGAGGGGAGAUGGCCUGCCUCUGCCGUAGUUGCCAUCCCUGUAGAAAGCUGAUGGGCUUUGCUCCUGUGCUUGCCCUUCCAUCUGCGUGAGAAGUCCGCUUCUGCAAAAGCAUUUGGCUAAGCCCUGGCUCAGCUUAGUAUCUAAGAGAUUGAGAUACAGAGCUCGAAAUCCCCACUGUGAAUCUGAGGCCAAUCCCCCUGCCCCCAAGCUCACCUGGCAAUACAGGGAACAGUAAUACUGACGUUAACAGGUAAGGACUGUGAGCAAAUAAUGUCUUUGAAGGCCUUGGAAUUUUUAAAAACUGAUAUGUCAAUGCUGAGUAUGAUUGAUUGAUUAAAGAGGGCAGAGACGUGGCUGCAUCUGUGCCUUCAAACAGAAGUGGAGGGGUAUCCUGGAAAACCGAGCCCACCUGAGUUUAAGCUGUCGUUGUUGAAAAGCCGUCCUGCUCCCAACAACACUGGAGGAUUGUUUGGUCCCGAUGAUGAAAGAAUUGGUGUAUUCUAGGAGAAACAUUCAUCAGCUCUUUCCCUGCUGUCUUUGCUUCGCUAACCAACAGCUGGUCAGUGGAUUUUAGGGGACUCCUUGUGGCAUCUGCAAAGCAGUGGGAAAGCACAGCCUUGGCCUAGAAAGCUGUAUCAGCCUAUUCUCACAACACGGGAGAGGUCUCACUCUCAGAGCCAAGCUACAAGUGACGAAUUACACUUGCCUGUCAAGUGAACAGACUCUCCAGUGGAGCGCAAAUGAAUGGCAAGUGAACAGGGAGGAAUACACAUGAGUCUGUUCACUUGCCAGGCAAGUGUAAUUCGUCACUUGUAGCUUGGCUCAUAGUAGACCCUUCUGUGUUGAAUGAAUAUUUGGCUCACACCCAUUGACAUUGCCCUGUGAAUGAGCAGUCAGAGAGCAAGGAUGAGAACUUUUUUUUAAAGAGUUGGGUCUGAGUUCCUCACAGCCCCAUGGCUCCAGUGGGGAAUGGCUAUUAAAAAAUAAAGCAGAGCAUCAUCGGGCUUGGAACACUGCCACAGGGGGAGGAAGAGCUCCUGCCCCCUUCUUUUCUGUGCUGAAGCAGUGCUGGGGUGGAGGGAGUUAUUUCCCUGUUUUUGCUGCUCAGCAGAGCAGAGCAGCAAAAUCAAGGGAGUAACUCCCUUCUCUAACACUGUUUUUGAUGCGAAAGAUGGCUUGAGGAGGGGCAGAGGCUCCCAAGCAGGCUCUGCUUUAUUUUUAAUGCCAUUCCCCUUAGCUACUGUGCAGCUGUGAGGAACUCGAGUUCCCUGAACCCAGCUCUUUAAAAAAAGCAAACAUCUAGUUUGUCCCUGACAACUGCUUAAAUUGAGCUGGGAACCUGGUUAGCCUCAUUUGUUGUCCUGAGGUAGGGGGGGGGGGCUUACCUAGCAUCACUUGUUUAGAAUUCUGCUGCUUGGUUUCUUUCUCUGGGAUGCAGUGACAGAGGGCACUUCACUGACAGUAUGCCAACCCUGACCUCGCCACAGUCAGCAUACCUAAAAACAAGGCCUCUAAAAAGGCGAGCCCCCAUCAGUUACUGAAGUUGGUUCACCAGCCAUUCAGCUGUGCUACCUACAUUACGCUUGGUUGCUUCAGACCUGAGGUGGAAGCCAUUUUUAUUUUUUGGCAGCUGUCACGAUUGCUUCAUGAAGUGAAGUCACUUUGACAAAAGUUACAUGUAAUGCUGAACUAACUCUAUGAGGCAGUGUCCUGCAGUGAUUAAAGUACUGGACAGGAGAAACCCAGAUUCAAAUCCCAGUUCAGCAUGAAAUAUUCUUGAGUGAUCUUUGGCUUUUAACUGCCUUUCUCUCAGCUUACCCUGAGAUAACCGGAGGGAUAAAAAUGGAAUAAACAAACAUUAGAAAAAAUACCCCCCAAAAGUGCGAGAGGGGAGCAUCUUUUGAGGCCCACUGAAAUGUCACAAAAGAGUUAGUGAGCAUCUUCAGGUUGCCUGUUGCACUAUGACGUGAUAAAGAAGACUGUUUCACGUGGAUAGCCGUGUUGGUCUGUAGUAGAAGAGCAAGAUUCAGGUCCAGUAGCACCUUAAUUAAUUGAAGUUCGGCCUCUACUCCGCUGUUAGCAUUUUAAAGAGAAAAAGAAAUGCUUUUAAAGAACACACCCUCUCUUUCUCAGAUGCUAAUAGAGUAGGAGAGUUCCUUAACUGAAACAGAUGGAAGUAGAUGGAUUAAACCGCUUGUGUGUUCCCUGCACAGCCCAGGAAAUUGCAUUUUGUAGACUCAAGGGGGAUGGAGAUGGAUGCAACUCCAGCCCACCUCUGUUUGAGCCUGGAGAUCUUUGUAUUUUGUUCCUAGCAGGGUGAGUUUAAUUGCUGCCUUCACAGCAGAACAGUGUUUCUCUAGUGAGCCAGGUUAAUACAUCUUUUUCUCUCUCCUAUUCCCUUAUUAUUUUUCCCUUUAGUCAUCCAGCCUGAUGAAUAUCCAGUUCACUCAAACAUUUGCAAUGGUCUGAUUUGCUCCUGAUGAUUAUAAAGGAAUGCUUUUUACUUUUGGAUUUGACCUUGAGGAAAACUGGCCUGCUUGCAUUCCUUGUCAGGUCCCAGCGGAACAAAACCAGCCUGUCACUACGCAUUUCGGACAUCACUUUUACAUGCAGUUAAGGAAAAAUAUGCACAAGCCUGGCUUGCAGUCGAGCUCACAUGCCUCCUUAUGCUGAAAGAAUUGCGUUUGAUCAUGAUUCUUAGCAGUGUGGCAACGAGCAGCGUUCAGGUGUGUUUUUCUUUCACUUUAAAUGUGGUCUGUGAUAGCAGCCUUGGGUGCAGCAGAAACAGCAUCGUAGGGUUUUGCCCAAUCCCAAACCUCACAGACAGUAGUAAUUAAUUUUGAGAUAAGCAAAGCAUGUUCUCACCGAGUUAUUAAACUUCAGGGGUUAUUUCUGUCCCCUGAACGAAGUGUCUCCUCAGCGCAUUAGCUAACAAGAUUUGCCACAGGAGGUGAGCUCUUCCCCACCCCCACUUUGCUGAAUAAAAAGCACGCCCCAUUUUUUUACAUCACAGAAAGGACUGUGUUAUAUGUGAAUUUAUGGAGGGGGCAGCAGAAUACGCUUUUGCUUUUCUCUUUCGCCAGUGCUCUGACGAGCUGCUUUGGACAGAAAAACAAGCUACUGGGAGUCCUUGGCCCGGGACAUGAGGCAGCUGCCAUGGGCCCAUCCCAGAUUCACUAAUCUCAUUUGCUCAAAAAAAAAUCUUUGUCAGGAUUUGGUUAUAUCAGGAGAUGCUGAAAAUAGCCACCAGGUAAACUGCUGCAAGCAGGAGCUGAAAUAAACUUUCUGGGCUCCCCCUUGGAAACCAGGAUAGGUACAUGAAGAUCUUGGCACUGCGCCCAAACCCCCAAGGCUUUGGAAAGCGUGUUCACUGACGGACCUAUGAACCUAGAAACGAAGGAUGCUGUUGCAGGUGUGUGCGUGCCAGAGCUCAGCCCCCCCCCCCCUCGGCUUAGAAAAGCAUUAAGGGUUUUGUCAUGUUUUUAUAUGGUAUUUAAAUGGUUUGAAGUGCGAGUUUAAAAUAAACUGUCUUUGCAGUA